Molecule: messenger RNA, 3482 nt
Organism: Prunus persica (peach)
Lineage: Eukaryota; Viridiplantae; Streptophyta; Magnoliopsida; Rosales; Rosaceae
Product: GPI ethanolamine phosphate transferase 2
Exons: 17
Coding region: 155-3106 (983 amino acids)
Biological process (GO): GPI anchor biosynthetic process
Cellular component (GO): endoplasmic reticulum membrane
Source: RefSeq, a predicted model, not a curated record
UCCACUUUCAAUUUGUUCUUCAAUUUGAUCCAAAAUUUUAGGAUUUGUUUCGAUCGUAUCAUAAUUGAUUGCUCCCUUUGAUAAUUUCUCGUUAUAUGAUCCUCGGGGAAGCAUUCGAAGUUCCAAUUCAGCAUAGAGAUUUAGGGUUCGUAAAAUGCCAUGGCUGCUAACGUGCUCGAAGCUGACGCUCUUCACCAUAGCUGGAGUUGCGAUUCAAAUGGUUGGCCUCUCCAUCUUCGUCUUCGGCUUCUUCCCUGUCAAACCAACCCUACCUGGACACAGUGGUCCGGAGAGUUUUCAAGCACCCAAGUGCAAUUCGAUUCAAAACGAGACCGAGAGAGACCUGCAUCCUCAUCACCUCGGGUCACUGUAUAAGGAACUAUCUGGAAUGCCCCCUGCAUUUGACCGGCUAAUACUAAUGGUGAUUGAUGGUCUUCCAGCAGAACUUGUGCUUGGCAAGGAUGGUAAGCCUCCAAGCAAGGCAUUAAUGGAAGCUAUGCCAUAUACUCAAUCACUGCUUGCUAAUGGAAUGGCAAUUGGGUAUCAUGCAAAGGCUGCACCUCCAACUGUUACAAUGCCUCGUUUGAAGGCUAUGGUUUCUGGAGCAAUAGGGGGAUUCCUGGAUGUGGCUUUGAAUUUUAACACACAAGCUAUGUUAGAUGACAAUCUUCUCGACCAGUUUUUCAAGAUUGGUUGGAAAAUGGUGAUGCUUGGUGAUGAAACAUGGCUUAAGUUGUUUCCAGGAUUAUUUAUUAGGCAUGAUGGAGUCAGCAGUUUCUUCGUUAAAGAUACUGUACAAGUGGAUCAAAAUGUUUCUCGACAUCUGGGUCAUGAGCUUAACAAAGAUGACUGGGAUUUUCUGAUUCUACAUUAUCUGGGCUUAGAUCAUGUGGGACAUAUUGGUGGGCGCAACAGUGCCUUGAUGGCUCCAAAACUUUCAGAGAUGGAUGACGUGGUUAAGAUGAUUCAUAUGAAUAGUAUACUAAAUCAAAAAAAUGAUCAAGGACGGACACUCUUGGUCGUAGUAAGUGACCAUGGCAUGACUGAGAGUGGUAAUCAUGGAGGGUCCUCAUAUGAAGAAACUGACUCCUUAGCCCUUUUUAUUGGCCUGAACAAUGACAUCUCUGAUUAUUCGUCGUCCACCCAUAACAUCAUUUAUCAGGUCGACAUUGCACCAACAUUAGCUCUUCUAUUUGGCGUUCCAAUUCCAAAAAACAAUGUUGGUGUCCUAAUUGCAGAAAUUUUUGGGUAUUUGGCUGAUGACCAACAACUGAAGGCACUGGAGUUAAAUUCCUGGCAAUUGCUUAGAUUAUUGCAAGCACAAAUGCCUGGUUUAUCAUGUCGAAAUUACCUAUGUGAUGGCUUCAGUGAUGAUCAAGAGUCCAAGAUAACCAAAUGCUCUGGGAGCAUGGGAAAGAUGUUUUGUUGCCUAUAUACGAAUGCUGCACUUCUCCAAAAUUCCUGGAUGUCAAAGGAAUUCUCCAGGUCUAAAAGUAAGGAAGACUACAACAGCGCUGUUACAGCAUACUAUGAGUUUCUGAGAACUGCAAGUGAGUGGUUAUCACGCAGCGCAACUGAUAAACCUGUCAGCCUACUUACUCUCGGAAUUGCUGCUAUGCUCAUGUCUUGUCUGAUAUUAUUAAGCCUUCUAUUUAAUAUGUGCAAAGAAGUCUACAUCAGAGAGAAGUACCUCUUUGACUUAGAGAGCGCCACGCAGACCUGGUAUUUAGAUGAGACUUUUGUAUUAGGCGUUAUAUUGAUCCUCAUUGUAAGUAUGGUAUCAAGUUCUAUGGUAGAGGAAGAGCAAUACAUUUGGCAUUUUGUGGCUUCCACAUUGAAUUUGUUAUUAUUGCGUAAAGCAAUACAAUGUCCUCCAUGUGGAGGAGCUCAAGGUCUCCAUACUUUAUCCAAGGAACAAAACAAAAUAAGUUGUUUUCGAUUGAGUUCCAUCUUUGUGGUUCUUGUUUCUGGAAGGAUAUUGAGAGGCUGGCACCAGGGAGGUGUGAAUUGGACAAAUCUUCCUGACAUUUCUAAGUGGCUUGAGCAGGCUGGGACUGAUAAUAUAAAAUCAAUUCAGCUCGUCUCAUGCCUUCUACUGAUGACCUUAAGCUUAUAUGUUCUUUUGCUACUUGGGUCCAACAAAAAGUUUGUUCUGGUGAUUGGAUUUAGCUUUCUUAUGUCUGGAUUGUUGGUUUUGCAACACGUCACUAAGCAUCAGGAUGGUAUGUUUGUGUCAUCCAGUUACAGCACGACUACAUUGGUACAAAUAAUUUAUGCAACUCUGGGUGCUUCCACAUUUGGAACUGUUGUAGCCUUACCGUGGCUUGUAUCUUUUUCAAUAUCUGAGAUGUGCUCGAAUCAGGAUUUGUACAUGUCAACUUCUGCUCCCAAUGAAGUUCAAAAUAAGUCGCUUAUGGCAAAAUUAAGAGAUUCUCUAUAUAUAAUUGGGUGGACAUACAUCUCCUGCUGGUGUAUUCUGCAACUGUUGCUUCAACAAACAAUUAACUCAAUGCCUAUACUAUUGCUACUUGUGCAAAUUUUCGCCAGCAUGUUGUAUUUUUCUUACAGUGCUCUGCAUCAUAAGCCGUGGGUUGAGGUUGCUGCAUUUUACUUUUUGGGAAUGGCUGGCCAUUUUGCUCUGGGGAACAGCAAUUCUCUAGCUACUAUUGAUGUUGCCGGAGCUUUUAUUGGCAUCUCAAGUCACUCGACGGUACUUUCUGGCAUCUUAAUGUUCAUGAUCACCUACGCCUCCCCAAUGUUAUUUAUCCUUAGCAUGGUGAUGUAUAUCUCUGUGAAGGAGACAAGCUAUCUCCCAUCUCCCUUCAGUGCAGAUUCCACACAACUCCUCAAAAUAAUGCUUGGCUUUCCUUGUCUGGUUCCACUGGGGUUGAACUCCAUUUUGUUGACAGCGUACACCAUCAUAUUGCUGUUAAUGAGGAACCAUCUCUUUGUUUGGAGCGUCUUUUCUCCCAAGUACAUUUAUGUUUGUACUACAACAGUAUGCGUCUACGUUGGGGUAUCUGUAGUAGCUACAACUGUGACAUAUACAUACUUGGUGCUGGGGUUUAGAAGAAAGAUGCAAGGUGAGCUUAGCCAUCAGCAGUGAUUUAAGAUAGAGCUUGGCAUAAGGAGUAAGGCUAUUUUCAUUGGUGGUAAACCAACGCACACAGAUCAUUCUUUUCUGUAGAAGAGUUUGUACUUUUUCCUCUUCGGCCAGAAAAUAUUUUUUUUGUAGAAAUAUAGUAGGAAAUGAAGCAGCAGAAAGACAUGCUGACGAAAGUGUUGCUUCUUGCGGAAUUUUAGUGCUGCAGUGACAAAUUUAGUACACUUUCUUUUUGUAGCUUUGCCCUCUGUCUUGGGAGAUGGAGUACAGGAACUAAAUUCUUGCAGAUUUGUUGGGAAAAUAAACAGGAAAGAAAGCUUGGGAAGAGCCCUAGAUUGUUGAUCUAUGUUGUGGCGUGUAUGAUCAUCUAGUUGCCUCG